Molecule: messenger RNA, 303 nt
Organism: Cotesia congregata
Lineage: Eukaryota; Metazoa; Arthropoda; Insecta; Hymenoptera; Braconidae
Source: the annotation of a GenBank genome assembly
AUGUACAAACAAUUAGUAAUUAAAAUUUUCCAAGAGUUUAGUGUGAGAUAUUUCUUCUCUAUGGGACAAGCAAUUUGUGGUACAACGGAAGAAGUAACACACCUUGAAGAGUGUGAUGAAUUUCUGAUGGACUGUCAAUAUAGUACGUCCGGUUACCAGAUCCCUGAAUUGUUUGCACUUAUGUCAGUUAACUUCAGAAUCAUUAAUAUCUUCAUUGAUUUGAUAUUCUUCAACAGAGAAAUAGCAGCAGACGUUAUGCAUGUUUUACCGGUUAUGAUGGUGGAAACCAUCAAAUUUCCAUAA